AUGUAUGUUUAUACAUUGAUACCUCAGACCCGACUUAUUAAAAUUACAGAAAUGAUUUCUAAAUUCAUCGAUACCCUUUUUGUGAUGUUCCAAAUCAAUUCUGAUGUUGGCUACAAAUUUUUUGAAUGGCUUCAUGAAAGCACAUCAACGAAUCGCAAACUGUUUGGAUUAUCUACAUCAAAAUUCAUUCAAGCUUUAUCAGCCCAAAACUUAUUAUUACUUGCUAAAAAUUUUUCACAAUUGGAAAGAUUAACAAUUUCAUGUAAUUUUCAAUGUGUUUCUGAAAGCAAAGUCGAGUUUUCAAGCAAACUCAAGCGAUUGAAAUUGAUAGGAUAUUUGAAAUUACCUCAAGCCCAACAACUUUUCACAAUUUUAUUCCCUUCUGUCACAAAAGUGUGCUUUAAAGAUACACAAAUUGAUAAAAGUUGUCGCUGUUUCUUACACAGUCACGAAAGCUUUCAAGAAACUCGACCUACAAACAUCGACGAUUUAUUUACUGUUACCUAG
This is a messenger RNA of Clunio marinus, 507 nucleotides long. The record is from the annotation of a GenBank genome assembly. NCBI's taxonomy places the organism in Eukaryota, Metazoa, Arthropoda, Insecta, Diptera, Chironomidae.